AAGGAACUUGGUUCCCCCUCCCUCAUCUCCCGCCCCGAAAGAUUCAAAAUGGAUAGUGUAGAAGAACCUCAGAAAAAAGUCUUUAAGGCUCGAAAAACAAUGAGAGUGAGUGAUCGUCAGCAACUUGAAGCAGUGUACAAGGUCAAAGAAGAACUGUUGAAAGCUGAUGUCAAGCUUGUAAAUGGCAACCAUGAAAAUGGAGAUUUGGACCCAACCUCACCUUUGGAAAAUACGGAUUAUAUUAAUGACAAGGAGGAGGUGAAUGGCAUUGAAGAGCUUUGUUUUGACCCUGAAAAAAGUAAAUCAGAAUGGAAAGAAGCCUCUUGUACCUUAAAUGUUAAUAUAAAAAACAAGCAGGAUGAUGAUUUAAAGCAUGAAACUUCGUCUCCUAAUAGUAUAGCUCCUGAGCUAGUCUGUAAACUGACUCCUGAACCAGCUUCUGAGGAGCCAGCCUCUGUUGAUCUGGCUAUGGGAGAUCCAGCCUCUGGAGAUUCAGCCCCUGAUGGUCUGGCCUCUGAAGUAUUAACCUCUGGCGAUCCUGCCUCUAGCAAUCCCACCUCUGGUGAUCCCACCUCUGGCAAUUCUACCUCUGGUGAUAUCACUUCUGGUGAAAUAGUCUCUGGUGAAACAGUCUCCAGUGAACCAUUCCCUGGUGAAUUGGUCUCUGGUGAAUUGGUCCCUGAUGAAUCAGUCUCUGGCGAACCAAUCUCCAGUGAUCCAGCCUCUGGUGAUUCAGCUUCUGGUGACCUGUCUUCUGGAGCACUGGCCUCUGAUGAUCCGGCCUCUGGUGAUCCAUCUUCUGGUGAUCCAGCCUCUGGUGAUCCAGCCUCCAGUGAUCUGGCCUCUGAUGAACCCACUUCUGAUGAACUGGCUUCAGAAUCAGCUUUUGAUCCCAUCUUUGAACCAAGUUCUUUAUCAGUUUGUGAAGCUGUUCCUGAUACUGACAGUACCGAGCCUAGUAGUAAUAAAGGUGAUGAUUUUCUGGAAAAAAAUGGGGAUGAUGAAAAGUUAGACCAGAUUUUCGCAUUUGAUGAGAAAAACAAAGCUGAUAGUAAUAUCGAUGCUGAUGAAGAAACCCUAGAAACAGAUGAUACAGUUAUUUGUUCAGAUCUACCUCCUGAAAAUGAAAAGAAGUUAAAGGAAGAUGCUGUUACAGAACCUGCUCUUGGAGAGGAGGCUAUAUCUAGCAGUAUGGAAAUUGACCAAAGUGAAAAGAAUGAAGAUGAAAAUUCUGCAGACCUUGCAGAAACCAUUAUUGAAAAUGUUACAAAAGAUGACAAAAAUGAUAUUGCCUUGGAAAAUACAGAUUCUAUGGAGACAGAUGAAAUUAUUCCUAUUUUAGAAAAGCUUGCACCAGCUGAAGAUGAACUUACUUGCUUUCCUAAAACUUCUCUCCUUCCAAUUGAUGAGACAAAUCCAGAUUUGGAAGAGAAGAUGGAAGGUUCUUUUGGUUCACCAUCUAAACAAGAAAGCAGUGAGAGUUUGCCAAAAGAAGCCUUUUUGGUCCUCUCUGAUGAAGAGGAUCUUUCUGGCGAAAAAGAGGAGUCUGAAGUUAUAUCACAAAAUGAAACAUGCUCUCCAGAAGUAGAAACUAAUGGAAAGGAUAGCAAACCUGAGGAAGAAGAACAAGUAAUAAAUGAAGAUGAAAGACCUUCUGAGAAAAGUGAAUUUUCCAGAAGAAAACGUUCUAAAUCAGAGGACAUGGACAAUGUACAGUCCAAACGUCGUCGAUAUAUGGAAGAUGAAUAUGAAGCAGAAUUUCAAGUGAAGAUUACAGCCAAAGGAGAUAUUAACCAGAAGCUACAAAAGGUUGUACAGUGGUUGCUGGAAGAAAAAUUGUGUGCACUACAGUGUGCUGUAUUUGAUAAGACUUUGGCAGAAUUGAAAACACGAGUUGAAAAGAUUGAAUGUAACAAGAGGCAUAAAACAGUUAUUACGGAACUACAGGCCAAGAUAGCCAGGUUAACCAAACGCUUUGGAGCAGCCAAAGAAGAUCUUAAGAAAAGACAAGAAAAUCCACCAAACCCACCAGUAUCACCAGGAAAGUCUGUAGUUGAUGUCAACAGCAAUAACAACAAUGUGCCAUACAGAAAUGCAGGCACAGUGAGACAGAUGCUGGAGUCCAAAAGGAAUGUAAGUGAGAGUGCACCACCAACCUUUCCAACCCCUGUGAAUACAGUAUCUUCAACCAGUCUUGUCACUCCUCCAACAGUUGUCAGUAGUCAACCUAAAUUGCAGACUCCAGUGACUUCUGGUUCUCUGACAGCAACGUCAGUUCUUCCUGCACCCAACACUGCUACAGUAGUUGCUACUACUCAGGUGCCUAGUGGAAAUCCCCAACCUACAAUCUCUUUACAACCUUUGCCAGUGAUUUUGCAUGUACCUGUUGCGGUGUCCUCCCAGCCUCAACUCCUACAGAGCCAUCCAGGGACUUUAGUGACCAACCAACCAUCUGGCAACGUUGAGUUCAUUUCUGUACAAAGCCCACCUACAGUGAGUGGUCUUACCAAAAAUCCAGUAUCCUUGCCAGCCUUGCCAAACCCCACUAAACCAAACAAUGUUCCUUCUGUGGCCAGUCCUAGUAUUCAAAGGAACUCUCCUGCCAGUGCUGCACCAUUAGGAACAACACUUGCUGUACAGGCUGUUCCAACAGCACACUCUAUUGUACAAGCCACAAGGACUUCCUUACCUACAGUAGGUCCAUCAGGACUCUAUAGUCCAUCAAAUAACCGAGGUCCUAUACAGAUGAAAAUUCCAAUCUCUGCUUUUAGUACUUCAUCGCCUGCAGAACAGAGCACUGCUACCCCAAGAAUUGAAAACCAGACAAACAAAACAAUAGAUACUUCUGUUAAUAAGAAAGCAGCUGAUAGCACAUCACAGAGUGGAAAAGCCACAGGCAGUGAUUCGGGUGGUGUCAUUGAUCUCACAAUGGAUGAUGAAGAGAGUGGAGCUUCACAAGACUCUAAAAAGCUAAACCAUACCCCUGUGUCAACCAUGGGUUCUUCUCAGCCUGUGUCUCGACCAUUGCAACCCAUCCAGCCAGCACCACCUCUUCAGCCAUCUGGGGUGCCAACAAGUGGACCAUCUCAGACAACCAUACAUUUACUUCCCACAGCUCCCACCACCGUGAAUGUAACACAUCGUCCAGUAACUCAGGUGACCACAAGACUCCCUGUACCGAGAGCUCCUGCAAACCACCAAGUGGUUUAUACAACUCUCCCAGCACCACCAGCUCAGGCUCCCCUUCGAGGAACUGUUAUGCAAGCUCCUGCUGUUCGGCAGGUCAAUCCCCAAAAUAGUGUCACUGUUCGAGUGCCUCAAGCAACUACAUAUGUUGUAAACAAUGGACUAACCCUGGGAUCAACAGGACCUCAGCUCACAGUGCAUCACCGACCACCACAAGUGCAUACUGAGCCCCCACGCCCUGUACACCCAGCACCCUUACCAGAAGCCCCACAGCCACAGCGUCUGCCCCCAGAAGCUGCCAGCACAUCUCUGCCUCAGAAGCCACACUUGAAGUUAGCACGAGUUCAGAGUCAAAAUGGCAUUGUACUGUCCUGGAGUGUCCUGGAGGUAGAUCGAAGCUGUGCCACUGUUGACAGCUACCAUCUCUACGCUUACCAUGAGGAACCCAGUGCCACUGUGCCCUCACAGUGGAAAAAGAUUGGCGAAGUAAAGGCACUUCCCUUGCCCAUGGCAUGCACUCUCACCCAGUUUGUAUCUGGCAGCAAAUACUACUUUGCAGUACGAGCCAAGGAUAUUUAUGGACGUUUUGGACCUUUCUGUGAUCCUCAGUCAACAGAUGUGAUCUCUUCUUCCCAGAGCAGUUAAACCUUGGAGCCUUUAUCGCUUCCUCUUUCUGAGUUCCACUUUUUGGUCUUGUUUUAAUCUUGUGCAUGAUAUCCAUUGUAAAAUCCACAUUGUGCAAGAUUUCUUGGACAGAUGUGUAUAUACACUACAUUUGUUUAUAAUCAGAAGUAAAAUAAAUAGCCCAUAAAGCAAGAAUCUUUUCCUGGACAAUUGAAACUUCAAGGUUUUGAAAUGUAAAUGUGCACCUUGCUUUAGUUUUAAGGCUGGGGAAUAUGUGUGGGUGUUUAUGUGUGUUUUUCCCUAUUUAUAUGUUUACUGCAGUGGAAUCUCCCAUUUCCAUUCUCACAUUUACCUCUCUUCAAGUAUAAAGUAAGUAGAUCAAGGGAUCCGAGGUAUGGUAUGUGGCAUGAUUUGCUUCUGAGGGAUCUGUAGUUUCAUACUAAAUGACUUAAACUGAAUCUGAACAAAACCCAAAGAAAGAAAAAAAAGCAAAAUGGUUAAAUAGUUUAAAAUAGGUUAAUUUGAACACAGGAAAGGAUCUGUUCAUCUUUUUUCUUUUCUUGGUUGUUAAUUAGGUGAAAAAGAUCUGCAUUGGCCCUUGUUUCCUAAUCUGGCUCUUACAUUUAUUUUGUGCCUUAAAGAUUAACUACAAAAAUAAACAUGACCAUUUGUCCAUUGUUGAUCUUCUCGUUCAGCCUUUUGCCCUUCAUUUCUCCUUCAUCUCUACUAAAUAUAGCACAUUCCCUUCAAGUCAAUUUUAAACCAAGGCUUUAGGGAUAUUCUUACCAGUGGGAUCACUAAAUUUAACUCUAAAAAUUGGACUCACUCUUUUCUUCUAAGAACAUAAGUGCUGUUAUGUUUGGUCACUAUUUAAAUUAACUGUAUAAAAUGGACUAAGAGAAGAAAGACCAUAUUGUAUAAGAAAAUUGUCCUUCAAACAUAUUGUAGAAUUUAUGUUCCAUACUGUGUUAAAGAUUAGGAAAACAGUGCUAGUUCACUUUAUCACCCAAAGUAUAGUAUUCUUUCAUAGGUAGUAAAAUUCACAAAAUACAGUGAGCUACAAUAUCAAAGGGAAAGUUUUAUUUCCUUAUUAUUCUCAUAUCAUUUGUUUGUUUGUUUGUUUUAACCUUUUAACUUUGUUUUGAUAGUGCCAAGUUUUGUCUGAUUUACCCUCUGUCAACUUUGGACAGAAUUUCAAGUAUAUCCUUUGGGGUUAUUUUAUGUAGCAAUUAGGUAAUCCUUUCUGUGCAUCUCUGUUCCUGUUGAGAGUUAAUCAAUUUCCGUUUAGAUCAUGGAUUUUCAGUAUGAGUGCCAGCUUUACUGGUAUCAGGUAGCUGUUCAGGUGUGGGUAGUUUAGGGCAGGAGAGAUGGGAUAAGUUUGGGGAUGAGAGUAUGGUUGGGAAUAGUUUGAAAGAAAUUCAUGGAGUUUGUGAAAUAGCUUUUCAAGUCUGAGAAUAAAUUCAUUUUUAAAUUUUUCUUGGGAUUAUAGGAGGGAGCUAUCCCUUUUAUUAAUGCUGCUUUGUUUGCAACUUCGGUAGCUUGUAAUGGGAAGCAUUACAGUAAUGCUGUAAAGAAACUCUCAUUAGAGACUUCACUGGUCAGUAUAUUGUCACAUUAGGUGUAAAGUUUGAUUGAUGCUGAAGAAAGCCUACAAAUUGCCAAAAUGUAAGUGCUCCAGAACCUUCCUUUCACUUUCAGAAAAUGAGACCACAAUGAGAAUUGAAGUUUUCAUGAAUCCAAUUUGCCAACCAACUAACGUAGAUGUUACUCAUUCUAGGACUAACAAUGAUGGUAAAAGAAGUUGUCAGUGUCAUGCCAACGAAAAUUUGAAAAGGGAGAAAUUGAUAAUCUUCUAGAUGUGUAUGAACACCUCUCUAUAUCUGCAUGUGUAUAUGUUUUUAUCUACAAUGGUUGCGUCGCUGAUCAUGUGUUCAAGAUCAUUCCUGUCUACAGAAUGGAAAGCCCGUGUUCAAUUAAAAGUGUUCUUUAUUGGCCGGUUUUAUGGUCAUGUGAUGACAA
This is a messenger RNA of Enhydra lutris kenyoni (northern sea otter), 5829 nucleotides long. It is a transcript of the gene ATF7IP, whose product is annotated as activating transcription factor 7 interacting protein. NCBI's taxonomy places the organism in Eukaryota, Metazoa, Chordata, Mammalia, Carnivora, Mustelidae. Gene Ontology annotation, molecular function: transcription coregulator activity; protein binding. The transcript is spliced from 15 exons. Gene Ontology annotation, cellular component: nucleus; transcription regulator complex. The record is from RefSeq and is a predicted model, not a curated record. Bases 49 to 3831 code for a protein of 1260 amino acids. Gene Ontology annotation, biological process: regulation of DNA-templated transcription.